AUGGCAAAGAAAAAAAAUGACGAUGUGACGGCGACGGCGACAGCGGUGGUUGUACCACCAAACGAGGUGCGGUAUAAAGGUGUGAGAAAGAGUCCAUGGGGGACAUAUGGAGCUGAGAUUACAAAUCCCAUCCAGAAGGUACGUGUCUGGCUUGGUACUUUCAAAACACCGGAAGAAGCUGCAAGGGCCUUUGAUACAGCGGCAAAGACAAAAGAAGAAGCUGCAACAGCUUAUGUUAAGGCGACGAGGAUGUAUCGCGGCCUUAAAGCCAAAAUCAAUUUCCCAGAAUUAAAUGAGGAGCUCAUUCUUGAACUCACCCUUGCUUUAUCAGGGAGAAAAUGA
Messenger RNA from Solanum stenotomum, 342 nucleotides. RefSeq names its product ethylene-responsive transcription factor 11-like. Gene Ontology annotation, biological process: regulation of DNA-templated transcription. Bases 1 to 342 code for a protein of 113 amino acids. The record is from RefSeq and is a predicted model, not a curated record. Gene Ontology annotation, molecular function: DNA-binding transcription factor activity; DNA binding. The transcript is spliced from 2 exons. Lineage: Eukaryota; Viridiplantae; Streptophyta; Magnoliopsida; Solanales; Solanaceae.